Molecule: messenger RNA, 743 nt
Organism: Monopterus albus (swamp eel)
Lineage: Eukaryota; Metazoa; Chordata; Actinopteri; Synbranchiformes; Synbranchidae
Product: ubiquitin-conjugating enzyme E2 A
Exons: 6
Coding region: 196-654 (152 amino acids)
Source: RefSeq, a predicted model, not a curated record
GGAUGCCAAUGUCUUCUUUUUAGUGUAAAUGGUAGCGCCCUUAGGCUAGCGCAGGCAGCCAAGUAUUUGAUAAACUAGCAAUCGGUUGGCUAACCAGCUAAGGGCUUGAAAUAAUAAACCGGUUUAAAACAUACAUUCCUUCCCACUUGAGAUACUUACAUUUAUGCGAAGGAUUUGGGUUUCUAUGUAAACAGGAUGUCAACUCCAGCAAGACGACGUUUAAUGAGAGAUUUUAAACGACUACAAGAGGAUCCUCCAGCAGGAGUUAGUGGGGCCCCCUCAGAAAACAAUAUCAUGGUAUGGAAUGCUGUCAUUUUUGGACCAGAGGGAACACCUUUUGAAGAUGGAACCUUCAAACUUACCAUUGAAUUCACAGAGGAAUAUCCAAAUAAACCUCCAACAGUGCGAUUUGUCUCCAAAAUGUUUCAUCCAAAUGUGUAUGCAGAUGGCAGCAUAUGCUUAGAUAUACUUCAGAAUCGUUGGAGUCCAACCUAUGAUGUCUCAUCAAUCUUAACCUCAAUACAGUCUUUACUGGAUGAGCCAAACCCAAACAGUCCAGCCAACAGCCAAGCAGCACAGCUUUACCAGGAAAACAAGCGGGAGUAUGAGAAGAGGGUUUCUGCUAUUGUUGAACAGAGUUGGCGUGACUGUUGACCCCUGUUAACAUUCAAGUAUGAACAGUGUCCAGCCCAGAAUCAAGAAACCACCUAUCAAAAAAAAAAAAAAAAAAAAGCAAAAAAAAA